Lagenorhynchus albirostris (white-beaked dolphin) is the source of this 1527-nucleotide messenger RNA. RefSeq names its product sodium voltage-gated channel beta subunit 1 (gene SCN1B). Lineage: Eukaryota; Metazoa; Chordata; Mammalia; Artiodactyla; Delphinidae. Gene Ontology annotation, cellular component: voltage-gated sodium channel complex. Gene Ontology annotation, biological process: sodium ion transport; regulation of heart rate by cardiac conduction; cardiac muscle cell action potential involved in contraction. The coding region runs from base 230 to 886 and encodes 218 amino acids. The record is from RefSeq and is a predicted model, not a curated record. Gene Ontology annotation, molecular function: sodium channel regulator activity. The transcript has 6 exons.
UGCGCGGCGGCGGGGAUGCCCGGACACCGGGCUCCGGGGCUGGGCCCCCGGCGGUAACCGGAGCGGGGGGGCCGCGCCCCCCCUCCUCCCCCCCUCGCCGGUCCCAGAGCCGCAGCUGCUGCGCCCGCGCGCUCCCGGGGACAUUCUGACCGCCGCCGGGUCCCGCCGCCUCUCGCCCCGCUGUUAAUACCGGCGGCACGGGAGGGGGCGCAGCGUGCGCAGCGCAACCAUGGGGACGCUGCUGGCCUUCGUGGUCGGCGCGGCACUGGUGUCCUCAGCCUGGGGAGGCUGUGUGGAGGUGGACUCAGAGACCGAGGCCGUGUAUGGGAUGACCUUCAAAAUUCUGUGCAUCUCCUGCAAGCGCCGCAGCGAGACCACUGCCGAGACCUUCACGGAGUGGACCUUCCGCCAGAAGGGCACAGAGGAGUUUGUCAAGAUCCUGCGCUAUGAGAACGAGGUGCUGCAGCUGGAGGAGGAUGAGCGCUUUGAGGGCCGUGUGGUGUGGAAUGGCAGCCGGGGCACCAAGGACCUGCAGGACCUGUCCAUCUUCAUCACCAACGUCACCUACAACCACUCGGGCGACUACGAGUGCCACGUGUACCGCCUGCUCUUCUUCGACAACUACGAGCACAACACCAGCGUCGUCAAGAAGAUCCACCUUGAGGUGGUGAACAAAGCCAACAGAGACAUGGCGUCCAUCGUGUCUGAGAUCAUGAUGUACUUGCUCAUCGUGGUGUUGACCAUAUGGUUCGUGGCAGAGAUGGUUUACUGCUACAAGAAGAUCGCCACUGCCACGGAGGCUGCUGCGCAGGAGAACGCCUCAGAGUACCUGGCCAUCACCUCAGAAAGCAAAGAGAACUGUACGGGCGUCCAGGUGGCCGAAUAGCCCCGGCCCUGGGCUCCGCCUCAAGGAAGAGCCAGCCCUAACGGGGAACAUCCGGGCACAGCCUGCCCCCAAUGGGGGUUGGCCAUUCCUGGGCCUCCACAAGCCUCAAAGUCCUGCCAACGGAGCCUCCAGGGUGGGAGAGGGCAGGGGGCUUGGCUCACACCCCGAAUCCAGCCUCUUCCUCCUGCCCCAUCACCCGCCCGCGCCGUGCAUGAUGGGUAAAGCAAUACUGCCGCUGCCCCCAUGCCUGCUUCUGCUGCCUGUUUGGGAGGGGGCGGUGAGGUGGGGGCAGCGGCUCCGCACCCCUCUUUCUUGCUGAUUUGCACACAUUGGCCGCUUUGGACGCGCACUACUGGGGCCCAGCCCCUCCCCGCCCCCUCCCCGCCCGGUGAGGGUUAUGAUGGGCUGGAACAGCUCGGGACGGGGCGUUCUGGGACCCGCUCCGACCCGCAGCGACAUUUCCCCUCCUGCUUCCUCUGGCUGGACCUGGGGUCUCCUCUCCCUGUGAUGCACUCUCGCCCCAGCCCAACCCGCCGUCUCUCACCAGCCUUGGAUUGUGGCCACUUCGAAAGGGGCCCAUUCAGCCUCGUCUCUCUUUACACAAGUAGUUUUGUUCAUGAAAUAAAGAUUCUUGGACUUGC